Neodiprion virginianus is the source of this 420-nucleotide messenger RNA. Its product is annotated as 4-coumarate--CoA ligase-like 5. Lineage: Eukaryota; Metazoa; Arthropoda; Insecta; Hymenoptera; Diprionidae. The coding region runs from base 1 to 420 and encodes 139 amino acids. The record is from RefSeq and is a predicted model, not a curated record. The transcript has 2 exons. Gene Ontology annotation, molecular function: CoA-ligase activity.
AUGAUAUUACAGAUUGAUGGUGCCACUGGCGAAGAAUAUACCUUCGAAAAAAUGCAAGACAGAAGUGUGAGGUGUGCCUUGUGGCUGAAGAAACAGGGUUUGCUCCCGAAAUUCUCGAAAGACGCGAAAUUAUUGAAAUCCGACGCUUUGAGCAAGUACGAUCUCUCCUGUAUCAAGUCUGUAAUUUGUGGUGGAGCCAAACUGUCAGUUGCGUCUCGUGAUGCAUUUGCUAAAAAGUUACCAGGCGCUUCCAUCCUAGCUGGCUAUGGCAUGACAGAACUAGGAGCUGGCACAUCAGUACAAUCAAACAGCUCAAAACCCGGAUCGCGUGGCCGCCUCUUAAUCAAUUGCCAGCUGAGGGUAGUGGAUACAGAUACGGGUAGAGUAUUGGGAACUAAUCAGGUGGGUGAACUAUUGUAG